This is a messenger RNA of Trematosphaeria pertusa, 2145 nucleotides long. RefSeq lists its product as uncharacterized. Lineage: Eukaryota; Fungi; Ascomycota; Dothideomycetes; Pleosporales; Trematosphaeriaceae. The coding region runs from base 113 to 2056 and encodes 647 amino acids. The transcript has 2 exons. The record is from RefSeq and is a predicted model, not a curated record.
CACGACACGCGACCACCUGGCACAGCAAGAACAGGAGCGGGAAACGCUGGCUACUUCGCGGUAGUCUUUGCAGAGCAAUCGCUACGGGGUGCCGCCCCUAGCAGCCCACACCAUGGCCGAGGGAGCGAAGACAAGAGCGUUCCUCACCCUCUCGAGGAACUUGAUAGUCGCUGCGUUGAUAUACGGCGUCAUCUAUGGCAUAGAACUCUUAGUGAGCGACCCAGGCGUCGCCGCCAAAGGCAAGCUGGGCAUUCCUGCCUUCCUCGACAAGACUGGCCCGACCGAGCUCAUCAAGACGACCAAAGCCGGAAUCCAGGUCAAGUUCGCCAGCUCCUCCAAAACCGUCACCAUCAACCCGCAUGCCAAUGUCUUCAACCGGCCCGUUACCGCCGUCAAGAUCAAGGACGACUACAUGGGACCGCGGCCUCACGUCGACACCGAGGCUGAUCUGCACAUGCUGGUCGAGGAGUGCAGAGGCACGUACGCAGGCAUUGAGAAGAUGAGGAACGUGUUCGACUGCUUGAAGUUCUUUGCGGACGGGGAAGACCGCUACUACAAGCUCCCCGAAAAGGCAGACCGCGCCAGCUCGCAGGACCCUCGCAAGGCUGAGUAUGUGGACGCAGACGGCCAUGGGAAUAGCCUCAGCAGCUACCUCUCUGUGGACGAUGCAGUAGUCGCCAACGGAUCCAAUAUUGGCACAUGCCCCGGCCCCAUCAUCCCUUAUCACGUUUACUGGACUGGACCUGCCACCUGGCGUGUCGAGGUGUUCAUCAAGAGCUAUCUAUACACCCAGAAUCUGGCCUGCUCGCGCCUGUGGCUAUGGCUCGACAGCGACCGUAAUCCCAGGGCUGUCGACGAAAUGCUGAACAAAGACGCGCUGUUCGCACGCUUCCUGCCUCUCGUUGAGCGUGGCGAUAUCGUCGUCAAAGCAUGGAAGUUCCCCUCCAGGAUUCCCCUCCCCAAGGACGAGGACGACAGAAAUGGUUUCGGCUAUUACAGCACACCCGGAAAGCCAAACUCCAAGGGCGAGAGAGCGGUUGCAGAGAAUAUUAUUGAGGACAAAACCGGGCAACAGUGGCUCGUGCUAACUCCGAAACAAAUGACGUUCCUGCCUGUCGCUGUGUCGGAUGCAGUGCGAUUCGUGGUCUUACACAUCCAUGGAGGGGCCUAUUUCGACAUGGACGUGCUAAUGCUCAGAGACAUGCGGCCGCUGCUACUGCCCAAGGAACACUCGUUUGCAGAACGCUGGGCCGCGCAUCCUCACCCAGGAGACUACAAUACGGCAAUCAUGUCGCUCACGGCCAACUCAUCACUAUCUUCCUACCUAUUGUAUGGCGGCAUCCGCAUGGGCUUAAAUUUCCACCCCCGAGUACUGGGUCGCAUGGCCUGGAAAGACAGCCGCGAUCAAGAAUUCCUCAUGCUGGAGACGGGCGCAUUCGAUCCCAUCUGGACAGAAUUCAACUGGGACCGGGAAGGGCGCUGCACGGUCCCGUGCCUGCGGGACUACGGCGCAGCCUUCAAGGGCAAGAAGGGAGCCAUCAAGGACGAAUGGGAGAGCUACGAUGGCCCGCAACUCGAGACAAUCGACCUCGGAGAGGCGCAACGGAAAGAGUUGCGGAUACGAGAACGUCGUACAGAAAUGGACUCAGCCGCUCCUGCACCCGCACCUUCUAGGCGCCUGAGGCGGAGUCGUGAGGACCUGGACAACGUGCCAACUUCGGCAGCCGCGCCAACUGGCAAAGUCGACCACGCAGACUCGUUCCAGGCCACGCUGGACGAAGAAGUGGAGCUGCGCAAGGCUGGCGUCGUUGCCGACUACGUGCUCUCUGAGGACAAGUUCCCGCCCAACAACCGCACGCUGGAGAACUUCUUCCGGGGCGCCUGGACAUACCACAUUCACAAUCAAUGGCUCAAGCAUCCCGAACCCUCGUCUUGGAUAUCCGUCCUUGAGCACGCGCACGACGGCUUCUUUGCGGGCUCGCGCACCAACCCGUAUGGCGAGAAAUGGACCGGCCCGGCUCUGAUGCCUUACAACUACUGGCCCGAGUUCGUCUGAACGCGUCGGCUUCACGCCACCACCACCCGCCCCCCUUCCCAUGCCUGAACCACAACAGGUCUUGUCGAAGGUCGCCGUGUCGCAAGGUC